Molecule: messenger RNA, 458 nt
Organism: Racocetra persica
Lineage: Eukaryota; Fungi; Glomeromycota; Glomeromycetes; Diversisporales; Gigasporaceae
Source: the annotation of a GenBank genome assembly
CUGCUGAUGAGAACAAAAGUCGAGAUACCUUAAUAAGUUAUAUUCAAAAUUCACUAAAUCCUGAUCAACAAAGAUUGGUUAAAAUUGUUUAUGUUAAUAAUGAUAUGAGUUUAAAAAAUAAACAAUCCCAUAAUCCUGGCACAGAACUAGGCGCUCUUAUUGAUAUGAAGCUCCUUAGUCUUUGUGAUGAUCUGAUACUUACAUUUGGCUCAACAUUCGGUUUUGUUGCCGCAGGAUGGUCUUAUAGAUCAUUUCGUCGUUUAAGAGGUCCACUUGUCGUAAUGCCGACAAAUACCACAGAUGAUUUUAGUUUUCAUAAAAUUUGGUUUUGGCAAGCCGGAUCAAAUGAGCCAUGUAUGUACUUGAGCAAAUUGCUGUUAAAGGAUUCUGAUCCAGAAACUGUCAAAGUGUUUAAAACAAAUCCAUUUUGGAUGUAUUAUAGUCAAGGAUGUCCCUAA